Messenger RNA from Acanthoscelides obtectus, 1129 nucleotides. The record is from the annotation of a GenBank genome assembly. NCBI's taxonomy places the organism in Eukaryota, Metazoa, Arthropoda, Insecta, Coleoptera, Chrysomelidae.
AAUGUCAUAAUACUAGGUUAAGAAUUAUAAUUUUCGCGGUCGCCAUGUAUCUAAAUCAAAGUUAAAACAUUGCUCUAUAAGACCAAGAAAGGAAUUUUAAGAUUAUUUUACUUUCAAACGAUUUUUAAGCUUGUUUCUUAGACCAUUACAUAUGCUAACAAAUGACACAUUUCUAGACCUUGAUCGAUGAGAGUUGCAUGUUUUUCAAAAAACGAGAAAUUGUGGAGCUGCUUCAAACUAUGCGUGAUAAUUUUUGGACAAUAGAAAUGAUAAGAGACUCAAAACUUAAAAAGGUGUAUGUGCGAUACCACGACAUUUUGAGAAAUAAGUGCUUAUUUUAUAUCGGUAUUUACUUGUCAACUGUUGUGUCUUUCUUCGUUGGACCACUUCUAAGUGAAGGAGAAGUUCUCAGCUAUGAGUGCUACCGACCACCAUGGCUUACGUAUCACCAACUUCUAUGUGUUGUGAACAUUUGCGGAACGACCAUCACCCUGUUUACUCUAAUACCAGUAGACAUGUUAUUCAUGAGCGUAAUCACUCUUACAACAAUGCAAUUCCUUCUGUUGAAUGAGGAGCUACAAAAUGUGGUCCAAGAUGAGAUUGAGGGUAAAGACGUUGAGAGAACGAUAAGGAGGUGUAUCAGGCAUCACAGUUUUUUACUGAACUAUAUGAGACGAAUAAAUGAAGUGUUCUCGAUGAGGCUGGUUCUAUUUUUUGGCAUAAUUUUGAUAACCAUGUGUCUAGAAAUGUACAGAUCAACCUGCCCAGACUCCGACUGGAAAACGUUUGCAGAAUCUAUACUAUAUACAACUUCGGGUCUAUAUGAGUUUUUGUCUUGUUACUGCUUCCCAGUACAAUUCCUAAUAAAUCAGGCUGACAAAGUUAGUGAAAUAAUAUACCAAACAAAUUGGUACAAAUCGAGGUACAGAGGCCAGUCCGCUUUUUUCAUGAUACUGCUUGGUCAGAAAGGAGUAAAAAUCGCAGCUGGUGGUGUAGUUAAUAUAGAUUUCGCAACAGGGCUGAGUACUGUUAAGACCAUGGUUUCCUACUGUAUGUUCCUGAAAUCUAUCGACAUUGACUGAACAAUUGCAAAUGGUUCUGUAAGCCUUCCUUUCCGCAAAAAGUCCAG